Messenger RNA from Dentiscutata heterogama, 126 nucleotides. Lineage: Eukaryota; Fungi; Glomeromycota; Glomeromycetes; Diversisporales; Gigasporaceae. The record is from the annotation of a GenBank genome assembly.
GGUUUUAAAGUGUGUGGUGAUUUAUCUAAUGGAGUUAAUAUGCGUGCUGGUGGCUUAAAUGGUUCGAAUAGUUUUGAUUUUCGUGAUAGUUUUGAAUUGUGCAUUUUUGAAUUAUGCGAUUGUUGA